UGGUAAACGCAGCAAGGUGUGGUUUCUCUCCCGAAGAGGACAGCUUCCGUCUAUCGCCAGCACACCAUUGUCUGCGCACCAGCCAGCGCACGGGACCAAGGUGCGCGCUGCGUCCUCGUCCAACUUUAUACUUAAACAACCCACAACAACAACAACAACAACUCGAAGAAGAAGGAGAAGAAGCAGGAGCACUCUGCAGACAUGAGUAUGUCCGGCUCCAGCUCGAGGCUGGCCACCAUGGGCCUGAGAAGCAACUCGAGACCGGACCUGGCCAGCGCCGCGUACCGGGACGAGGUGUUCGCCGGAGGGAACGGCUUCCAGGGAGAGUACCCGGCGGGACAAGCCGUCCACUCGUACGCGUCCUUCUCCCGGUCCUCCAUGCACGGCGGGGGCACGCAGAAAAUGGUCAUGAGCAAGGGGGGUGGAGGUGGCGGCGGAUUGAGUCCUCAGGCGAUCCAACAGAAGUUGAUGAUCCUGACAAGUCAAUGCAACGAUUUCCUGCAGAGAGCAAAGCAGAUUCUCCAAGUUGGGGGUCCACCCAUGGAGGUCGAAAAACUGUUGAGCAUGGCCGCAGAAAGCAUGGACCAGAUGGCGAUCCACGGCAACGAGCUGCAGCAAAUGCGCAUCCCCACCGACAUCUUCAGGAGCAUCGACCAGUUCCACUACAUGCACUCUGGGCUGCAACAGCAAUUAGUCAGUGGUAUGACCAUUGGCCGGCGCCGAGGCAGCGUGGGUUCCCAGGAAGGGGGGAGGAUCUACAAUGACGCCAUGGCCUGGAUCAGUCAACAGAAGCGCAUGAUUGAGAUGGCUCCAUGGGGAGAUGACUCCGAAACUAUAGAGAAGCAAAUCCUAAACCACAACAAAAGUCACAGCUCUAUCCAGAGAAGCCAGGAAGUAGACCGUGCCAGAGAUGAACUGAACAUGAGGGGCGACAAGUACAACCUGUCCAUGCUGGAUCAAGAAUGGGAUAGUUUGCAGAAAAUGUCCCACAGCCGCGUGCAACAGCUGCGUGAGCUCCAGGGCAUCAUCAAGGAGAUCUCCAGAGCCAUCAUGUGGGUGAAUGAGAGAGAGGAGGAAGAGCUCAUGUUUGAUUGGGGAGACAAGAACAUCGACCAGUACAUUCCCAGGAAGAUGGAGAGCUACUCAGGCCUGAUGAGGGACCUGGAGGAGAAGGAGAAGGAGCUAAACAAGCUGAAGGUGAAAUCCGACGGACUCGUGAACAACAACCACCCCGCCUCUGAUAAGAUUGAUGCCUACAUGGACACCUUGCAGACCCAGUGGAGCUGGCUCCUGCAGAUCACCAAGUGCAUCGACGUUCACCUGAAGGACAACGCGGCCUACAGCCAAUUCUUCAAGGAGGCCAACGAGACCUACGCAAAGCUGCAGAAAGACCACGAGUCCAUCCGAAACAAGUUCAAGUGUGACAAGAACACCCCGCUGGAAAACCUCACCGAGCUGCUGAGAGACCUGGAGAUGCAGAAGGAGCGCGUGAUGGAGAAUAAGAGGCAGGUCCAAAGUCUGGUCAACAAGUCCAAGACCAUCGUCAGGCUGAAACCUCGCAACCCCGAGGACAAGAGCAGCAGCCCCGUCAUGGUGCAGGCCAUAUGUGACUUUAAACAAGACCAGAAAGGGAUUUUGAAAGGGAACGAAGGGAUCCUGAAGGAUAACUCCCAGCGCAGCAAGUGGCUGGUGACGGGACCCGGGGGUCUGGACAUGUUGAUUCCCUCUGUGUGUCUGAAGAUCCCCCCGCCGAACCCGCACAGCAUCAGCCUCGCCAAGAAGAACGAGCAGUACUAUGAAGCCAUCAUGACCAUUUGGAAUCAGCUGUACAUCAACAUCAAGAGCCUCAUCUCCUGGCAAUACUGCCUCAAGGACAUGAACUACAUCAGCUCUCUCACUGUCAGCAUGCUGUCCAAGAUGCGUCCCGAUGAGUAUCGAAAUGUUAUUAAAAUACUGGAGACUCACUACCAAGAGUUCCUGCGUACCAGCCAAGGCUCUGACAUGUUUGGGGAAGAGGACAGGAAAAUUAUCCAGGGCCGCUUUGAUGACGCCCAGAAAAACUAUUAUGACCUUAUAGUCCAGCUGCCUGCUCAAGGAGGUGAACCAACCAGCCCCAAGGUGGAGCCCAUCAAGGUGCCCCCGAUCAAAACCCCACCUCCCAAAGCCGCCUCCACCCUCAGCCUCAGCCUGCUCAGCAGUCUGCAAGAACUUCGGCGCCGGCUGGCGCUGGCGGAGUCCGGCCUCACCAGUCACCUCCACGUCCCGCUGGGGGAGAACAGUGUGCACGAGUGCUCAGUGCACAUCCAUCAGCUGCAGACUGUGCACCAAGACUUGGACUCCAUCCACGACGAGUACCUGCGACUGAGAGAAAAGAUUCUCAGGCAGCUGGAGGGGAUUCCUGCCGACUCUGAGCAAGCCAAGUUCCUCCGCUCGGAACUGGAAAUCAUCAACCAGAAACUGCUGGGCUUGCAGGGUCUCUACCCGGCCUACCAUGAAAGGCUGUCAGCUCUUAUGGCUUUGCACCAGAGCAUUCUGAAGGCUGAAGAUGUCAUUAAAGUCCACGAAGCCCGGCUGACGGAGAAGGAGACCACUUCUCUGGACCUUCAGGAGGUGGAAAGCUAUCGGAGCACGCUAAAGGAAAUGAAGAGUGAUCUGGAGCCAAAAAGAAACCUGCUGACAGCUAUGGACUCCGACCUGGCUAAAGCAGUGCAGUGUAACAAUCAAAUCUCAGAGUCCUUUCAUAAGUGUGACGUGGACUUGUCCAAGUACUCAGACCUGGUGGGCCAGAUGUCUGACCGCUGGCGCCGCAUCCAAACCCAGAUUGACAGCAGAAUGUGGGACUUGGAGAAGCAGGAGAAACAGCUGAAUCAUUAUCAGAAGAGCAGGUCUCUCCUGCAGAAGUGGAUAGACGAUGCCAGGAAACGCCAGGACACGCUCCAGAUGGUUAAACUCAACGACAUCCAGACUCUAAUGACACACCUGAACCAGCAGAAGGCACUUAACAGUGAAAUUAAAGGAAAGCAGGAGAAGGUAGAGGAUGUCCUAAAAAACAGCGACACCUGCGCUGGCUCCAUAAAGGACUACGAGCUGCAGCUGGCUUCCUACAGUUCAGGCCUGGAGACUCUGCUUAAUAUUCCAAUCAAGAGAACGAUGCUGCAGUCGCCCGCUUCGGUGGUCAGACAAGAUGCAUCUGACCUCCAGUCGAACUACAUAGAGCUACUCACCCGCUCAAGUGACUACUACAGGUUCCUAGGGGAGCUGCUGAAGAACAUGGAGGAGCUGAAGAUCAGGAACACCAAGAUCGACAUGCUGGAGGAGGAACUGAAGCGUCUUAAGGAUGACAUCCAGGAUCGCAACCAGAAAAACAAGGCAUUGGAGGACGCUAUGGCCCGCUACAAGCAGGAGCUCAGUCAAUCACAAAACCAGCUCAUUAUACUGCAGGAAGUGAAGAGUAGCACGACUAAAAACUUAAACGCUACCAAAGAUAGCCUGGAUAGCCAACAAAACCAACUCCAAAAGCUCAAUGAAGAGCUGACCAAAAUUAGGUUCCAGCUCGAUGAAGAGAUGAGACAAAGAAGAUUGGCAGUGGAGCGCUACACCAACCAGCAGGAAAAGUAUGAGACGGAUGUUCGCUGCAGAGAGAAAGAAGUGGAUGAGCUCAAGUGGACCAAGAUUGACCUGGAAAAGUCUGUGAAGGACAAGGAACGUGAACUGGAGAGGAUGAAGAUACUCCUUGAUGAGGAAGAGGCACGACGACGAAGCGCUGAAUCAGAUAUCUCAAAGGUAAGAUCACAGUGCAGCCAGGAGAUUAAUCAACUUAAGCAGACAUAUGAAACAGAGAUCCACGUCACCAAGACCACCAUCCUGAAAGCCUCACAACAGAAAGAGGAGAACUCAGCGGAGCUGAGAAUGCAAGUUGACAGGCUCACCUCUGAGAAGAGGGAUCUCGAGGAGGAGCUGAGGAGACUGAGGCUGUCCAUUGCUCACACAGAAGAGCAGAAGAGCAGAGCCGAGCAGGAAGCCAACCAGCAGAGGGCCUCGGUGGUCCAAGAAACAAGAGUCCGCAGUGAGUUGGAGGUUCAACUGAGAACGCUGAUGCAGCAGGGAGGAGACGCUGAGCUCAAACUAAGGGAGGCUAUCAAAAACAUUCAGGAAAAGUCCAGGGAGAUCAGCAUGCUCACAUUUAACCUGGAGGAGGAAGGUAAGAAGAGGAGAUCUCUGGAACUGGAGCUCAAUCACCUGAAACAGGCUGAAGGAGAACUAAUGACAAAGAACACCUUGUACCUUGAGUCCAUCAACAAGCUCAAAGUGUCCGAGGAAGAGACGCGCAUCAUCCGAGUGGAGCUGGAGAAGCAGACCAGAGAGAGAACCAAGACUGAGGAGGGUUCUGUCAAGCUGCAGAGCCGCAUCCGGGAACUUCAGUGCUCUCUGGAUGGAACAGAAGCUGAGUUGGAGAAGCAGAAGAAGGCAACCCAGGAGGAGUUCACACGCAGGAAGAGAAUGGAGGCAGAGUUAGAAAGGAUGACACACACAUGCAGAGAGCACACCACCACAAUUACCACACUGAAAUCUACCCAGCUGGAGACGUCCAACUAUGGAAAGAAGUAUGAGCAGGACCUGGGCCUUCUCCGGGAGGCUUUGGACAAAAGUAUGAGGGAGCAUAAGGUCACUAAGCAGGAGCUAGCUGAUGUCUCAGCUGAGCUGAAGACACUCAAACAGAAGCUUCAGCAGGAACAGAUUCGAAUCCGUGAGCUGAACCAACGCAAUGAAAGCCUGUAUAAAACCAUUGAGGAGAAGAGCCGGCAGCUUAAUGAAUACACUGCGGAGAUCGAUAAGCUGAAGACUCUCACACAGAACCUGACGAAGGAGAGACUGAGGCUGGAGGAAGAGCUGAGGACAGUUAGACAGGAGAGAGAUGAACUGAAGCUUAGCAAGGACAGAAUUGACGGAGAGAGUGAUUCCCAGAUCUCAGCCUUGCAUGUCCAGCUCCAGACUAGCUCCAAGAGGACCACGGAGCUCCAGAUUCUCAUCAAUGACCUGACCAGGGAGAGAGAAAAGCUUAAAGUGGAAAUAGACAAAUUCCAAAAGCAAUCCAUUGAGACAUCGAUGAGAAUGCAUGAUUCCCAAAGCCAGUACAGCGAGGUGCUUCUGGAGAGGGACAGUUUACUGUCCAAGCUUAAAAUACUGGAGCAGGACAAGUCUCGUCAGCUCCGUACAGAGGAGGAGCUCACUCGCAUCAAGCUCACCCUAGAGACCGAGCUCCGAAACAAACAGCGGCUGCAGGAUGAAAAGAAUACCGCCCUCAAGGAUUUCAACUAUUGGAAGAGCCAGUAUGAGCUAAGAGAAAGCCACAUGAAGAAGUUUGAAUUGGACAGGGACCAGGCUGAUCGAGACAGGCUCUCCCUGAAGAACGAGAUCGAGAAGCUCACGAGGGAGCGUAAGAGUAUUGAAGAGAAGUACAAGAGUCGUUUGUCGAUCUCUGAAAAGGAGGCUUCAGACCUGGCUCUCAAGAGAGAUGCCCUGCAGAGAGAGAUACAGAGGCUGCAGCAGAGACCCAACACUCUGGCACAACAGACCCAGACGGAUGAAAAGGUCCCAACAAUCGAUCCAUCCAAGCUGACAUUUGACGGAGUGCGUCGCAAAGUCACAGCCCACCAGCUUUGCGACUGUGGCAUAAUCAGUAAAGCCACUCUGGAACAGCUCCUAAAGGGAAAAAAGACCGUGGCUGAGGUAGCUGUGGACAUCCAGCUUAGUCUAAAAGGUACCGGCAUCAUUGCUGGUAUUACAACAGGUUGCCAAGGGAAAAUGCCAUUCACUGAAGCAAAACGGAAGAAUCUCCUCAGCAAAGAGAGCGCCAUCAUGCUCCUGGAAGCUCAAGCUGCAACCGGCUACAUAGUUGACCCCACAUUUAAUGAAAAGAUGCCCGUGGAUACUGCAUGCUCAAGAGGAAUUGUAGACUCCGAAGACAGAGACACCCUGGUGACAGCUGAAGCAGCUAGCACAGGCUUCAAAGAUCCAUUCACUGGCAAAUUGUUAUCUGUGGGUCAGGCUUGCAAACAGGGCCGCGUGAACAAGGACACAGCCAUCCGCUUGCUCCAGGCUCAGGAGUCGGUCGGAGGGAUAUUGGACCCUGUUCUGAGCGUGUACCUUCCAAAAGACCUGGCCUUGGAUCGCAAUCUUAUUGAUGAGGAUCUUUACAGGGCUUUGGGGAAAAAGCCCACAUGCUACCUGGAGCCAGGGACCGGCGCCAAGAUUACCUAUAAUGACCUCAGGAAGAAGUGCACAGUGGAACCUGUUUCUGGCCUGCUUCUGCUGCAUGUGUCAAAAGAUACAGUGGAAGGUUUCCGAAAAAAUGUUCCUAUUUCAGACCUUGUAGAUUCUGAACUGGUGACAAAAGAUGAAUUAGCAAAGCUCAAUGCCGGCACGCUCACCAUAGUAGAUAUUGAAAGGAAGCUAAAGUCCUAUCUCCAUGGGUCUACCUGCAUUGCUGGGGUCUAUGACGAAGCCAACGACCGAAUAAUGCCCUUCUAUCAGGCAAUGAAGGAAGGCCUCCUCAUGAGAGGAACCACUCUGGAGCUUCUAGAGGCCCAAGCAGCUUCUGGCUUCAUUGUUGAUCCAGUGAACAAUGUAUUUUUGACAGUAGAAGAGGCCACAAAGAGAGCCCUGAUAGGAAAAGAGUUUCAGAAUAAGCUUAUGUCAGCAGAGAGGGCAGUAACUGGAUACAAAGACCCAUCCACAGGAAAGAUCAUCUCCCUCUUCCAGGCUAUUGAGAAAGAUCUGAUUGAGAAAGGUCAUGGGAUCCGUCUUCUGGAGGCCCAAAUUGCCAGCGGUGGGAUAAUUGAUCCCAAAGGGAGCCACCGUAUUGAUGUUCCUGUUGCCUAUAAAAGGGGAUAUUUUGAUCAGGAGAUGAAUGAGAUCCUAACGUAUGAAGGUGAUGACACAAAAGGGUUCUUUGACCCCAAUACUAAAGAGAACCUGACAUAUCUUCAACUUAAGGAAAGGUGCAUGACAGAUAGCAAGACAGGCCUGAUACUUUUGCCGCUAAAAGACAAGAGCAAGUUGCAGAAGACACAGGAGAGCCGCAGCAAUGUCCUGCGCAAGAGGCGAGUUGUGAUCGUUGACCCAGACACUGGGAUGGAGAUGUCAGUGAGGGAAGCCUAUCACCGGGAGCUAAUUGACUAUGACACCUUCCUGGAGUUAUCAGAGCAGGAGGGCGAGUGGGAGGAAAUAACUAUCAAGGAUUCAGAUGGCGUCGCACGUUUGGUGAUAGUGGACAGGAGGACAGGAACCCAGUAUGACAUCAAUGACUGCCUCAAACGCGGCGUCGUCGACCAGAAGUCUUUGGAUCAGUAUCGCGCCGGAACAAUUACAUUGACCCAGUUUGCCGACAAAAUCACAAGCAGAACCAGCAGCAUAGAAAUGAACAUUGCGGCCAGCAAUGUUGAUGACAUGGUCACCUGCAGCAGUCCCACCCAGCUCGCGCCGUCUUCUCCUACCGUUCGUAAACGCUUUAACAGUAUUUCGAUUACAGUUUCUCCCCCUGAGAUGUUCGAUGACCACAGCCCAGUGGCGGCUAUAUUUGACACAGAAACCUUGGAGAAAAUUACUUUGUCCGAAGGACUCCAAAGAGGCAUCGUUGACACUAUAACAGCACAAAGGAUGCUCGAGGCCCAGGCAUGCACCGGUGGUAUCAUCAACCCUUCCACCGGUGAGAGGCUGUCUCUGCAGGAUGCUGUCCAUCAGUGCAUCAUCGAUGACAGCAUGGCCGCUAAGCUGAAAGCUGCCCAGAAGGCCUAUGUUGGUUUUGAGGAUGUGAAGACGAAAAGAAAGAUGUCUGUAGCAGAAGCAGUGAAGGAGACAUGGUUGCCCUAUGAAGCUGGCCAGAGAUUUUUGGAGUUCCAGUACCUGACUGGAGGCCUGAUAGAGCCUGGCUCCGGGCGUCGCAUCACCAUCGAAGAAGCUAUCCGCAGAGGUUGGCUGGACGGUCAAGGGGCUCAGAAACUUCAAGAUACACGGAAAUAUCUGAAGAACUUGACCUGUCCCAAGACCAAACUGAAGAUCUCCUACAAGCAGGCCAUGGACAGCUGCAUGGUGGAAGAGAGCAAUGGUAUGAAGAUGAUACAGGCGUCCUCAAUGUCCUCCAAGGGAAUCAGCAGCCCUUACAACGUCUCAAACCCAGGAUCUCGCUCUGGGUCCAGGGCUGGUUCUCUUGUCGGCUCCAGGAGUGGAUCUCGCAGAGGCAGUGUGGAUUAUUCCUCCACUGUCAGCUAUAGCUUCUCCAGCGUUAGCUCCAGCACUCACUCUUAAUAUACAACAUUAAAAAAAUAUGAAAGUAGAGUAGUUAUCACCAGCAGUUCCGAUGCAAUAUUAAUACUUUUGGAAUAGUUUUGCUUUUCUUAUUAUAUUCUUGCUAGCUUUGAGAUAUUGGGUGGUUUGUUUAAAUACUUGAUUGGAUUAUAAUUAUAUUUUGCUUGAGUGCAGGUUUUGGUGUUUUGAUGUUUCAAUAUUCAAUUCAAUGCAGAGUAUGAAUAAUACUUCUAGAAUAUAUCAGCUAAAUACAUUUAUUUGUCUUAGCUAAUUUUAAUCUCAUUUUAUAAGACAUUUUAUUUAGAAAGUAUGCUUGUUUACCCCUAAUCUUAUUUUUUGUGUUUAUUCUUGCACCUUGAUUUAGGUAGUCUUUCAUUCAUUAAAAAAAUAUGUUUUUUUAUUGCAAAUGCUAAAGUUGAAGUUAAAAUACUGAUUUGUUAAUGAAAUAAUCAACGAUGAAAAUUCUUUGCCACUAAAAUGUUCUUUACUUAUUAAAAAAUAAAGUUGUCACCACAAUAUUUGAUUCAUUUAUUUGUCGUUUCAUCUGUGCAUUCAAAGCAGAAACUGCAUGAGGAGACAGCAGUAUCCAUUUCUACCUAUAGGCGGCGCCCAUGUUUAUGAUAAAACCACAACUUUAGGGCUGAAGCCAAUUUAGCCCAAUA
Messenger RNA from Pungitius pungitius (ninespine stickleback), 8969 nucleotides. Its product is annotated as desmoplakin-A-like. The record is from RefSeq and is a predicted model, not a curated record. The transcript has 24 exons. Gene Ontology annotation, cellular component: cytoskeleton; intercalated disc; cytoplasm. Gene Ontology annotation, biological process: cell-cell adhesion; wound healing; skin development. Lineage: Eukaryota; Metazoa; Chordata; Actinopteri; Perciformes; Gasterosteidae. Gene Ontology annotation, molecular function: structural molecule activity. Bases 202 to 8307 code for a protein of 2701 amino acids.